CUCGUCCUCGUCCUCUUCCUUUCGAACUGUGUGUAAUUAGCUUAGCUCGUUCACUGGACCUCCCUCCAAGGCAUUGCCUUUGAAUCUUUUGACUUACCUCUAUGGAGUCAACAGAGCAAAACAAGUCUUCUUUUCCACCGCUUGGUUCUGCGUCGAGUCCUGUUUCAUGGUGUUCGCGCUUUUAGGUUUCUGUUGGACAUUGGAGGAAGGAAAGUUGUAAUUGAGGUUCUUGAAGUCACGAGUGUUAUGAUGAUUGUUUACUAAUUUGAUGUAAUCUCUACCUUUUCGCUCGUUACUAUGAGAUGCUUGUGCUGAAAUCGAGACAGAUGAGGUUGGAAAUUGAUGUAAAAUCGCUCAUUAGGCAUAGGUUAUUGAUUUUACAAUAUGGUAGUACUGAAUUUGGGCAUCGGCAUAUUUUUGGAGCUCCAAUUUCUGCUUAGCUCAACUUGUCUAGUGUCAUAAAUGGUGGAAAAGGUCGGGAUUUUCCUAUGCCAAAAGGUAUUGUUGCUUCGUGCUACGCUGUGGAUUUGUCUGGAGAGGCAGAAAUUCCCAUAUCGGUUGGCAGAAAAUUAGAAGUUGCCAACUGCAGGGUCAAGUCUUGGCUGUACCUGUCACCAAUGAGGGUGAUUGCAAGCUCCGUCAUCGCUUAUUGUUCACUGACGUUUGAGGGUGUCCGGCGAUUGAUUGAGAAGGACUUAGGUUUCGAGGUGCAUGCAUUGGAUGUGCAUAAAAGAUUAAUAAAGCAGUGUUUACUGGAGUGCUUAGAAGGAAGUAAUGAUGCGGAUGCCUCUAAGGAUCCUGGGAAGACUGCACCAAAUGUCGUAUCCUCAGAUAAAGGAGAUGCAGCUGAAUCACCUGAAAGACUGGAGUCAAAGAAAGACAUCAAAGAACCUAGCUCUGAAAGUGAGGACAAAAUGGAGGAUUCUCCUGUAAUGGGCCUGCUGACUGCACGUGAAGUUACUAAAUCUAAUAAGGAGAUGAAGGGCAAUGGAAGCAAAGCAGAGAUUACUGAGAGCACAAUCUUGAAAGCUAUCAGGAAAAGAGCUUCUUAUUUUAAAGCAAAUGCAGAGAAGGUUACAAUGGCUGGAGUCCGACGGCUUUUGGAGGAAGAUCUUGAACUUGAUAAACGUGCUUUGGAUCCCCACAAAGCAUUUAUUGGUGAGCAACUGGAAAAGGUUCUAAAUCCAGAAGCUCCUAAAUCCAGAAGCAAGACUGAGAAAGAAACAGCUAAGAAAGGUACUCAAAGAAAAGCAUCUAAAAAAGUUGCUGAUGGAGGAGGUUCUGAGUCUUCAAACAGCGAGGAGGAGGAGAAGGAGGAAGAUGAAGAGGAAGUUAAGGUUAGAAAGAAAACAGCUGUUAAAGGAAGGAUGCAGAAAUCGGAAGGGCUGAAAAAGCGUAAAACUCCACCUUCUAAGGAGGCAAAGACAUCCAGCAGGAAGCGUAUCAAGCCUGAACAAGCAGCAUCAGACAGCAAUACUGACAUGGAAGACCGUGGACAUGCCUCUGAAGGAGAUGAGUCUCAGUCAUCUGCCGAGAAGCGCUCACAGAAGAAAGAAGUUUCAACUCCAGCGUAUGGGAAACGGGUGGAGCGUCUUAAGUCAGUUAUCAAGUCUUGUGCAAUGAGCGUUCCGCCCUCAAUUUAUAGGAAAGCCAAGCAAGUGCCUGAGGAUAAACGAGAAUCUUACCUAAUAAAGGAGCUUGAGGAGAUUCUCUCGAAAGAAGGAUUGUCAUCGAAUCCUUCUGAGAAAGAGAUCAAGGAAGUGAAAAGGCGGAAGGAAAGAGCAAGAGAACUUGAAGGGAUCGACAUGAGCAAUAUUGUGUCAAGUUCGCGUAGAAGGACAACGUCUAGUUAUAUACCUCCUCCAAAGCCCAAAAUUCCCGUGGACAGUGAGGGUGAGGAGUCCGAAGAUACUGAUGAUGAAGAGGGUGAAGAUGAUGAUGGGGACGAUGAAGAGAAUGGUGAGGGCAAUGAUGACAGUCAAAGUGAGGAUGCAGGUGAAGAAGAGGAGGAGAGUGAUUGAGUAUUCAAUGCAAACUCCACCCAAUAACUGAGAUUAGUAAGUGCCAACUAAACUGGAGUUUGGGAUCGAGAUCGUGUUCUAUUUUAAGCUUUUAUCCAAUUGCUGGUUUAAGGUGCAUCUCCCGGUGGAAGAUGGUGUGAUGUCCAUGGUCACUGUUGAAUCUAAAAUCUAGCAUUGUCCAAUGACUCAUUAACGAUUUGACAGUGUCUUGCCUGGGAAAACUUGUGCAAGAUCACUUGUUAGAGAAGAGCCGCUUGUUUGAUUAGAACGAAUAGGUGUGAUUAGAGAGUAAUACAGGUAGGACUAGGAUUGUCGUAGAUUGUGAGUUUGUCCAUGAUUGAUGCCAUGCUGCUAGAAAUUUCUCGUCGUAAGGGGUUUGAAUGUUUAUAUAUGGAUGCUGUUUAUCUUUAAUAAACCAGUCUGUCUUAUACAAGCUCAUUUUCGAUAUA
This is a messenger RNA of Punica granatum (pomegranate), 2470 nucleotides long. The record is from RefSeq and is a predicted model, not a curated record. Lineage: Eukaryota; Viridiplantae; Streptophyta; Magnoliopsida; Myrtales; Lythraceae.